Rhodotorula graminis WP1 is the source of this 1593-nucleotide messenger RNA. RefSeq lists its product as uncharacterized. The record is from RefSeq and is a predicted model, not a curated record. Gene Ontology annotation, cellular component: cytosol. The coding region runs from base 1 to 1509 and encodes 502 amino acids. NCBI's taxonomy places the organism in Eukaryota, Fungi, Basidiomycota, Microbotryomycetes, Sporidiobolales, Sporidiobolaceae. The transcript has 11 exons.
AUGGCCGACUGUGCUCCGCCGAGCCCGCCAGAGCUCACAAGCCAGCUGUGCGAGUACGCUCACGCACGGGGCACCCCUCAACAGCUCGUCCACCUCCUUCGCCCUCCCCGACUCGGACUGAGGUCGACCCCGCCUCUUCGGUCCACCUAUGGCUCCCACGCCCCACUCUGGCCAGCGCUCGCCGCAGCUUGGGACGUCGAAGCGCACCGGCUCGCCUCGGACGACAAGGACUCGAUCCCGGCCCUCCUCGCUCUCGCCGCCUUCCUCCUGAGCGUGUGCACCCAGUCGCCCGACAACCAGCAACGCGCAGUCGACCGCAUCGAGCCGUCCUUGCGCCAGGUCCUCCUCACCGCCUCGUCCCUCUUCAACCUCGAGGACCCGGCCUACACCGACAUGACCCGCAUCUGCUGUCAGGCGCUCGCCAACCUCGUCACCGACAACGAGGCCAUCGCGAGCACCUUCUUCCCGCGCCGACUCGAGCUCGAGGUCGACGACAACCUUGUCCAACGUCUGCUCGCCUCGCCCGACCACGGCACGCUCCAGGCCGUCCUCAUCUUUCUGCUCAACUCGAUCCACGGCAACCGCGAGCGAGCGCUUCUCCUCGGCACGUCGAAAGCCGGCGCCGCCAUCCUCGACCGCCUCAUGACGAUCGUCAGCGUCUUGUUCGACGACGAGACGCCCGAGGGGAUCGCGAGCGAGGACUUCCACUCCGACAUCUUCCACCUGUCGUUCGCCAUCGUGCAGCAGCUCGUCGAGCUCGAGGUCUUUGCGGCAGCGUACGAGGAGCACGCCCUCAUGCCCGGCUUCGCCACCUCACCCACCCUCGUCACCCUCCUCAAGUUCCUCGACGGCCACCUCUCGCUCCCUCGCCGCGCGUCGCAACCCCCCGCACUCGCCCUCGCGCCCUUCCUCGUGCGUCAGCUCGCGCACCUCGGCGCGUCGCUCGUCGAUGACGCGCCGCACGGGCAAGCGAGGGCCAAGAACGCGGCGGACGCAAAGGCGCUCGAGGGUUUGGUGCUUGUGCUGCAUUGCCUCCUCGGGUUCUCGACGACGCUCCUCCCGCCCGUCUCUGCCCGUCCACCACCACCACCACCACCUUCAUCCUCGUCCUCCUCGCCCACCGCCCCCGCACCUCCACCCUCUCCGGCACCCGCCACCGCCUCGCCCGAAUCGACCCUCGCCGUCGCCCAGCUGCAGCGCACCCUCGUCCAGCUCCUCGGCAUCGUCUCGUUCGCGCCGCCGCUCACGACCGCGCGCCCGACGCCGCCUGACCGCGUCAGGCGGACGCAGGACCGCGUGAGGGACCUCGGGGGGCUCGAGUUGCUGCUCAGUAUGUGCCAGAUGGACGAGAGGAACACGACCAUGCGCGAGCACGCCCUCUUUGCCGUCCGCAACCUCCUCAAGAGCAACAAGGCCUCGCAGGACUACGUUGACGCCAUGAAGCCGCAGUACAAGGUGGGCGACAAUGGCGAACUGCUCGACUUGCCGCCGCCGCUGCGGCAGGAGUGAGCGGGAGCGGCCCCAGGCAAGAGGGGCAGAGCGCUCGAGACGUGCAACGCAGACGCAGCGAUGCUCUGACGCGUCGGGCAGCUC